This is a messenger RNA of Danio aesculapii, 2927 nucleotides long. RefSeq names its product polycomb group ring finger 6 (gene pcgf6). Gene Ontology annotation, biological process: regulation of transcription by RNA polymerase II. The transcript has 10 exons. Bases 181 to 999 code for a protein of 272 amino acids. Gene Ontology annotation, cellular component: PRC1 complex. NCBI's taxonomy places the organism in Eukaryota, Metazoa, Chordata, Actinopteri, Cypriniformes, Danionidae. The record is from RefSeq and is a predicted model, not a curated record.
AUCGGAGCGCGCACACCGUGAAGGUGCACAAGUGUAUUGAAGUGUUUAUUUCAAAACUUAUCCUAGGAAUUAACUUUUCGCGAUGCGUCUUGAAUGAAGUCGCCCAGCCGCUCCAGACAGACCGGGACGGCAUCUGUAGUUGUUCUCCUGCAGUUGUUUUAGGGUCACUUUCCGUGCUCUAUGGACGGAACUGUUGAAGAGCGGGAGGGAUCCACGCGUGGGUCUGUUCGGUCUGGCGCUUACCUCAGCGGAGAGGACGAGACCCGCGACACUCACGGGGCUCCCAAACAAGCUGACGACGAGCCCACCCUGCCACUUAGAGAUUUCUAUCCAUAUAUUCGCUGUGCCCUUUGCAAUGGAUUUUUCAUUGAUGCCACGACCAUUACAGAGUGUCUUCACACUUUUUGUAAGAGCUGCAUUGUCAAGCACUUUUUCUACAGCAACAGGUGUCCGAACUGCUCUAUUGUUGUACAUCAGACACAACCGCUCUACUGUAUCCGGCCUGACAGACAAUUACAAGACAUUGUUUUCAAGAUGGUACCAUAUUUGGAAGAAGAUGAAAGGUCACGAAUAUGCGCAUUUUAUAGACUGAGAGGGCUUGACGUUCCUAAACCAGUGCCAUCGCCGGCUGCAUACCCAGUGAAACUGCCUCAGAGACAGAAGAAAGACCUGGUACCUCAGUCUGUUUUUACUAUUCCGUCAGAGCUGGAUGUGUCUCUGAUGUUGGAGUUUGUGGGAGCUGAGGAGGGUGUUGAGAACUAUAAGCCGCUUGAGAGGAAAUAUGUGCGUGUGUCAGGGGAAGCCACUGUCCGUCACGUGGAGCUUUUUAUCAGAAGGAAGAUGGAGCUGAGUGAAAAUUGUAAGGUUGAUGUUGUGUGUGGAGAGCAUAUUCUCGAACAAUACCAGUCUUUGAGAGAAAUUUAUAACACCUUGGGCAAAAAUGCAUCACAGGAUGGCAUGCUGGUUCUGCAUUUUGGACUCGUUCUGCCCACUCAGUAAAGAGCGAAUAUACAAAAAGACAAACUACUGUGAUAAAUACAGUUCGCAGUGGUAUUUUAAGGGCUAAAGUGAAAUUUAUCAUACCACAGUAAAGCAUCAACUCUUUGUCUUCAUGGUUGCCUUCUGCUCAAAAAGAUUAAGAACAUCAGCCUUCUUUCAACAAAUGCAUUAAAAAAAACAUCAGCACUGAUGAAUUAUUUCAAGCAAAUACUGUUUUUUUAACACUUUCCAAAGCUGUGAAGUUUCUGUAGGUGCUCUUUUAUAUGUUUGCAAAUGAACAACAGUCAAUAUUUCAUGCCUUAUCUCAGAGAAUGUUGGUUUUGCAUAUCAGUUAAGAGUAAAAUGCAUUGUGCCUUUAGAUGCGCAGUGAUACAGUAAGUUGGUGCUUUUGAAAAAAAUAUUCACUGAAGUAUCUACGUUAUCUGAAUUGUUAUAUUCUUAAAUGUUUUUAUUCUGCACAAGAACAAAGAUGUUCGCUACUUUCAUUGCCUUACUCUCCUCGACUCUUCUAUGGAUGUUUAAUUGUUUCUGUCUGUUUUUCUUUGUUCAUUUAAGAUGGAAAUGUUUCUACUACUUUAUACUUGCCAUAUUGUGUUGUUUUCAGGGCCGUCGAUGGGGGGAAAAAAGUAUUUUGAACUUGUAAUUGAAAUAUUUUUUAAACCUCUUUACAAAUAAAUGUAAAUCUUUGCAUGGCCAAUCAUCACAUUGCAUAUAAAACAAAACAAAGCAAAUAUUCCAGUAAUUUUUUUUAUUUUAUUUUGCGAAAUGCUCAGUGGUUAGCAGGGUCACCUCACAGCAAGGUCGCUGGUUCGAGUCCCGGCUGUGUCAGCCCGUGUUCUCCCCACGUUCAUGUGGGUUUUCUCCGGGUCCUCCGGUUUCCCCCACAGUCCAAAGACAUACGCUGUAGGUGAAUUAAAUAAACUAAAUUUGUCGUAGUGUAUGAGUGUUUCCCAGUACUGGGUUGCAGCUGGAAGGCCAUCUGCUGUGUAAAACAUAUGUUGGAUAAGUUGGUGGUUCAUUCUGCUGUGGCGACCCAUGAUUAAUAAAGGGACCAAGCUGAAGGAAAAUAAAUUAAUGAAAUGUUCUAUCAGCAACUGUUAUACACUGAUUUUAUUUUCAAAUCAAUAGGCUGAUGCAGUAUUUAAUCAGAAAAUAGUUCCAAUCAUCUCUCAUUUCAUUAAUUUCCAGUCUUCUGUAGGAGGUUUCUUGUUAAAAACCAAAGUCAUUAUCGUGAAUUACUCUGGAGAAUCAGAGUCUCAGGGUGAAUAGAUGCUCCUCACUAACCCAUGGGGACUGUUGAAAAUUGUUUCCAAGGUAACCGCCUAAAACACCCUGCAUAAUUUCACCUGUCUGAAAGCUUCGGCACAUCAAUGUUCAGUAAAUCACAGCAUUGGUUUGCCAUUGCAAACAAUUUCAAAUCCAACCCUAGCUAGGUUUGGUUUAUUUUAUGCUGGUUUUAUGUAUUAGUGGGGGGGAAAUAGGAAAUAAGAACAAGCCAAUAACGCUUUAUAUUUCAAAUAAAUAAACAAGCAGAAAGCUAAAUAUUGCAAAUUACACCUGCCUAUAUUAUUAACUCUGUAAUGUCAAUUUUCUAAGUAAUUAACAAGCAUUGCUUGUAAUAUGGCAACACUUUAAAAUCAUUAUUUAAGAAACUAUUAAAAAAAACUACCAAGUGGUUAAUUUUAAAUAACCCACUAUAAUCAGUCUUUGGGUAUUACAAUAAUGCUAAUAAGACCAGAUUGUUUCCUAUAUUGCAAUUUUGUGUGCUGCAGAAGAAAGUCAAACCUUUUUUAAACAAGUAAUGGGUGAAUAAAAUAUGGUGAAAUUUUCAGUUUUGGGUGAACUAUCCCUUUAACAAUACCGUCCUGUCUGUUGGCUGUUAAUAUAAUGUGUAUUAAUAUAGUGUGAUUUAUGUUUAACUCUGAAGU